UGGACUAGAUUAAACAGAAAAGCUUUUGUUGUUGGUUAAAAGGGUAGUGUAUCUUAAAUGUUGAUCAAUAGUCAGCGUGUGGAAGUGUUACAGUAGUGUUUUAAUACUCGUGUACUUUCUGUUUUCUUCUGUUAAUUUGCUUUAUUGAAAAACUUUUAAAUAGCGGAUUCGAGGACCCAAUUUUCUCUGAGUGAGAAGGCUUAAAUACCAAUGACCAGAACAAUGUAGUAACUAUGUCUCCUACCAUAAUGACAUUGGUACCCUAGGGAAACCACCUUCUCCUUAGCUGUCAUCUCAGUGCAAGACAACAGGUUGUGUAACUUUAGUGCUCAGAAGUGCAGUGACUCUGGUUUACAUAUAUAACUGAGUGGAGGUGACUCCACGCUUCAUGGAAAACGGCAAAACGUUUCAAGCAGUGAAGAGACCGAGAUUAGACGUGCCAGCCACUAUGGCUAGUAUACGUGGACCAAUUCCGAAUGGGCCAAUGCACCCGCGGCCUCUUAUUGCCCUAUUGGACGGGAGAGAUUGCUCUGUAGAGAUGCCAAUCUUAAAGGACGUGGCGACAGUGGCAUUCUGCGACGCUCAGUCAACCUCGGAAAUACAUGAAAAGGUGUUAAAUGAGGCUGUUGGGGCCUUGAUGUGGCACUCUAUAACUUUAACCAAAGAAGAUUUAGAAAAAUUCAAAAGUUUGCGUGUUAUAGUACGGAUAGGGAGUGGCUAUGAUAAUGUAGACGUAAAAGCUGCAGGCGAAUUUGGAAUAGCAGUGUGCAAUGUGCCAGGAUAUGGCGUAGAGGAAGUGGCUGAUUCAACAAUUUGUUUGAUAUUGAACUUAUAUAGAAGAACGUACUGGCUAGCUAACAUGGUACGAGAAGGAAAGAAAGUUAGCGGCCCUGAAGGAUUACGCGAGGCGGCAUCCGGUUCAGCAAGAAUUCGCGGCGAUACACUGGGAAUAGUUGGUCUGGGUCGUGUUGGAUCGGCCGUGGCCCUGAGAGCUAAAGUGUUUGGGUUUAAUGUCAUAUUUUAUGAUCCAUAUUUACCAGAUGGAGUUGAAAAAUCAUUAGGUAUCACACGGGUAUACACACUGCAAGAUCUUCUGUUUCAAAGCGACUGUGUCUCACUACAUUGCAACCUUAACGAGCAUAACCACCAUCUCAUCAAUGACUAUACCAUUAAACAAAUGAGACCUGGUAAGUCGCCACGAGCGUUUCUUGUGAACACAGCACGUGGAGGUCUUGUAGAUGAACAUGCCCUAGCCUCAGCAUUAAAGGAUGGCAGAGUACGGGCAGCAGCCCUUGAUGUACACGAGAAUGAACCAUUUGUUAUAUCACAAAGUCCUUUAAAGGACAGUCCUAACUUGAUCUGCACACCUCAUUCCUCAUUCUACAGUGAGCAAAGUUUGACCGAAUUACGAGAAAUGGCUGCUGGAGAGAUACGACGGGCCGUUGUUGGUCGUAUUCCAGACAGUUUACGAAACUGUGUCAAUAAAGAAUAUUUUACCACCAAUAAAUCAGCUGCUAGCAGUAUGCGAUAUGCCUUUCCGGGAUACCCAGAGAGUAUGAAUGGUGGAGGUGGCUACCCAUUCCCGAAUCCUGCCGCUGCUGCAGCAGCAGCCAGCCUCGGAGUUCACUCAACAACAAUGGAUGCACACCCACCCGUCUCACACAGUACUCCUCAUUCAACGCCUCAUUCUACGCUCCCAGAAUCGGGGAACCACCUGUCAAAGCCAGAAAGUUCAGAUGUUCAUUAAUACAGUAUGCCAUUUUCUCUCCCCUUAGACAUCUUCAUAGUGAAAAUAUCAUUCACACAAAAGCAUAGUUUUUUUUCAUCCUCAUUUUUGUAACAGGAUUUUUUUUAAAUUUUUUUUUUGCAAAGUAUAGACAAAUUGUUUGGGUCAAAGUUUUAUUAGAUAUAAACUUUGUGUACCAGAUUAUGUGACUAUUGUUUUGAGAGACGAGAUGCCAUGUGAAAUUUAGUGCAGAGCAGUUGGUGAUGCGAAGGAUAUAUUCAGCUGAAAACAAUGGCGGGAAGUUGCGGGGGGACCUCGCCAUUUUGUCUUGUACUUAAAUAAACACUUGUGAAAGUAUUCCGUGGACAUUUGUGUAUGUGUAAAUCAUUGAAGUUAGUUAUUAGUUGGCCAUUUAUAAUCAAACUUUCUGUACGUCCUUACUUGAUAUGAUGAGAAGAUUUAUAUGGGGACAACAUUAAUUACUACAGAAAGUAGACAAUUAAUUGAGCUAAAUACAGUACCAAAAGUAAAUUUGUUUUAUGAGAGAUUAAUUUCUACAUAGUUUGCACCACAGUUUUAUAAGAAGACAUUUGCCGAUAAGUUCCGUAGACCAUGACAGAAGAUGUUCGACAGUUACGUUCUUUAAGCAGCUGAUGGCAUGAAUGUAUUGCAACAACUUUUUUCUUGCUGAUAUAAAAAAAAUUAAGAUUUUAAAAAAUGCGUCAAAAUAUUUACUCUCAAAUUGAAUGUGUCAAUUUUUGAUGUUUUUGUUACAUGCCCCAGAUAUUCUUAGAUUUUCUGAGAAGGGACGCAGAUCUUCAAUAAUUUCCGAUUUUAACUUAAUACAUGUAGGGCGGGCUCGUAUAUCUAUUUACAAUGAAUGAAUGUGAAAUUUAUCGUAACACAAACAAAAAUUCAUUCAAGGGCCUACCUCGAAAAGACUUUUGUAUUACAUAUUUUAUCAACAAAUGAAGCUGCUGUUAUUAUUAUAUCACAGGCUUGGUCUGUUAAAUUUUUAUUAAAUUUUUUUUUUACUUUUUUCAUUUUUUUCCCUUUCAUUCGAGUUCCCUCUGCCAAAUUUACAUGGAGACUUAUGAAGUACAUCAGAUUUGUGUCAACAAUAUCUUUUUUUCUUCUUCUGGUUUCCGGUUAUUGUCUUUGAUUUACAAUGAGUAGUUUGAAUUUGUCGUGGGGACCAGCUGAACUAAAUGUCCAUAAAUUUGCAUUCUUUGUGUCAGCAUUAUUAAUUCUUGCAAAUUUUUUUGUUGUAUUGUUUUCUUAUUUCCUCCCUUAACUAGGCAGUGAUAAUAAACCGUUGUAAUGAGUAUUAAAUCUUCUUUUUUUUUGUAGAAUCUGAAUUUUUUUUUUCUGUCAUAUUCAUCUAGCUUCAGAUUUUUAGUCACAAUUUAUUUCACAGGCAUGUUAAAUAUGUUUGUUCGACACUGAUUACAUAUCUUUUACACAAUGAGAAAUAACGAAAAUGAUUAAAUAUAUAUGUUAGUUUAUGAAAGUUCUGCACAUGGAAGUAAGAAAAUGUCUUUUUUAAUAAAAGAAAAUUCAUGAUCUUUAUUACAUGCAAGUUAAAAAAUUGUUGAGUUUGUUACAUGCAACUUUAUAUAAAAUGAUUAUUACAUGCUACUUAGGAAACUGUGUUUUGUAUAGCAUCUAAGUUGUUAAAACUUUGUUUGUUUCAUGUCAGUUUGGAAACUAUGGUUCACAUCUAAGUUCAUGAACUUACUUUAUAACAUACAAGUAAGGAAACUAUUGUCUGUUUACAUGCAAUUUUAUUUUACUUGCAAGUUAAUAAACUUAGUUUAUUAUGUGGAAGUUUGGAAACUGUUCUUUUAUGUCUAUUAUGCCGUUCUUGUAAUGAUGCUUUGCUAAAAUAAUUUUUGAAAGUUAAGUGAUUAGUAAUUACGGAGUGUGAAAACAUGUAAAUUUUUAUGCAUAUGUUCUAAAAUAAGUUUGAUCAUGAAUGGAAAUUAUUAAAAUGGGUUAUAGAAGUUAUGUGGCUGUUUAUAAAUGAAGACAUUGACUUGAAAACAUAUUGAAAAGAAUUCAAAUAGGUAAUAAAAAAUGCAAAUAAGUAAAUUGUUAAAAUGUUUACCCUUUCAAUAUUACUACAGCAUAAUUCUAUGUUUUCAUUCUGUUAGAUUGUUCUUCAGUACACAUUUAAUAGUGCUAACUUGUUGAGAUCUCAUUCAUAAGCUCGCCUGUUUCGAAGAAAAAGUCGAGCUGUUGGGAAUGCUGUUGUUGUCGUCGUCCUGUAAAAGUAGCUCCAUUUAUAUUCAAACAUUUUAAAAGUUAUCAGCAUGAAACUUGGAAUAUUUGUGUAUCUUGACAAGGUUCAGUAGUUAGACAAGGGGCAUAAUUCUGAAAGCUAUAUUUUUGUAGUUAUACCCCUUGUAUAGUUUUGUGUCAAAAGUGGUUACUUUAACAGACGAGCGUUAACACCGCAUGCAGUGCUCUUGUUUUAAUACAUACGUCUUAUAAAUUCAUCAUAUAUCUUUGGUUUACCAUCAUUUGACAACGAGGAAAGAAAUGUGUUAUAAUUUCAUUUCUUUUAGAGGGUUUUUUAAACGAUUAAUUUAUACUAAUUUGGAGAAGCACCAGACCAAUGGCAGGUUGGUGAUAGUAUGAAAGUGCCAUUGUGUGUAUAAAUUUAUGUUUAAGAUGGCCACUGACUUCUUUCACCAUGAAAAUUGAAAAGUUUUUGCAUGUCCUUUCCAGUGCCAGAAUUUCUAAAGUUGAUUACUUUUAUGAAAAAUGUAAAAUUUUGUUCCAUGCAUUAUUCUUUGCAAAAUGUUAAAUUUACUUGUUUUUAUCUUUUUUUUCUUUAUCUAAUUUACUCUAAUGUGAAAUGGAAAAAGGGAACACAAAAAUAAUUUCUUCAAAGUCAAAUACUGUGAUGCCAAAGUGUGGAAAACAGCUUUUUUGAUGGUUUAAUAUCAUUUGUUGUUUUUUUUUAUCAUUUAUUUCAUGCACUAUAUGUUGGAAAAAAUGAUUAAUGUUAAAAUAUGUUCAAGAAAUCAAAAUGUUUGUCAGUUAUGUUAUGAAACAAUUUUUUGCAUAUGUUUAUUUCCAUUUUUUUUCCCCCGGUCACACGCAUCAAGUUGGAUUUUUUUUCACGGCCACAUCAUCUAUCAUCAUACGCAUUAUGUACAGAUUAUGAAGUUUAUUUCUAAAGUGCUUCAUGAAUUGUUUGUUUUUGUAACAUAUUUUGUAUUAUAAUUGAUGACAUUUGAAUUCUGAAGCUAUAUUGCCAUGGGAACGUAAUAUACAUGAGACAUACAAUAAAACAUUGUAACAAAAACUUGAAUGGUUUGAAUUGGCUAAUACAGGAACUGUAUAAAGUGUGCAAUCUUAUCAACAUUAGUUUUAUUCUUUCAUUUUCCAAUAAAACUUUGGGUAAAUUUUUAAUAUUCUUAGGAUUUUUUUUUCUUCCGAUAAAAAAAGGGUACUAGGCACUCUUCAACUAUGUGGUAGCAUAGGUCUGUUACCAAUGGUUAGCACUAUUGGGUUAUAAAUUUGGACGUGAAUUUUGUUUUUCUUUCUUUCCUUUUAAUGUGUACUGUUUCAAAUAUUGUAAAAAUUUGUAUUUUGAUGGCAUUGUUAUAUUUCAAAUUGAUCUGAACUUCCCCCCCUCGCCCCCCUGUAGAUGUAGAUAAUAUUAUGUAAACUGGUGUUACGAGGUACUAUUAUGCAUAGACAAUGUUUACUGAUGUUGUCGUAAACAUUUCAUUUUUUAAAUACAAAAAAAACGACGAUAAAAUUUUUGUAUUAAGUAUUUUGCUCUACAAACUUGGUAUAAAUGAAGUUUAUAAUUGGCUGCAAGUAUGUUAGGACAGUGAGGGAGGAGGGUAUCUGGAAAAAAGCUGGCUAUUUUACUGUUUGACGACGAUGACUUUGUAUUAGCUGGUGUAAUGAAGGUGAAUGAUAAAGGUCUUGCGGAAGUUUUAUACAUGUACAUGAAUUAUUUUCAUCACCAACUUGAAUACACUAAUGAUACAAGGCCUCAAGGUUAUAAAAAAUUUAACUUAUCUCUUGUCUUGAAUCUCAGGUAUUUCAUUGGUCAACAUACAUCUUAUGUCAUAUUCUGACCAAUCAAAUGCCUAAGAUAAGAGUUUGAGCUCAGAGAAUUUCUUUAUAACCGCGGACCAAGGUUGUAAAUGCAAACUGUGAAAAGCUUAUUUAAAUAAGUUGGAAGUUAAAAUUGUAAAAUGACAUUUUAAGCCCUUUUUUUCUUUGAAUAUGUAACCUACGGGCAUAAUUUGGAUGAAUUUUAAAACCAUAAACAGAUGGAAAUAGGAAAAAAGAUGUACAAUUUUGUAUUUUGAAGUCCCUAUUUUUUGUUUUGUACAAGGCUAUUUUUGUAAACAGUUACUGCUUUAACUACACAGCCCUGUGAAAAGGCGAAUCUGUUUCUUAUUUUUGCAUUGAAUCAUUCAUGGUGUAUAUGUAUUAUAUGAAGUUGAGUGUAUAUGUAUUAGCGGUGCUAUCAUUUCAUGUAUAUACGAGGCAGCAAACAGGUGUUGUAAAAACAUUAGCAAAACCAUAAGACAAGAUAAAUGUUGAAAAUUCUAUAAAAAAAUUUUACUUGUGUGUUUUUUCGUUUCAUUUUCAUACCAGUCUCAUGCAAUUGGUGAUUUUAGGAAAAAUUAUCACUAAAAUUACUAAGUUUGGAAGUAAAAAAGCUGGUGUAAGUUCAAUCAGACUUCUGCAUGAUUUUAAAGAAAAUUUCAGUUAGGGAAGAAGCCAUAUAUAAGUGUCUGUUAUGUAUGGUAAAAAAAUCACUGGUUGCUAUUAAGAAAAAACAAUCUUAUUAUACUUAGUAAAGUUUUUUUUGUUCUUAAAGGGUAAAGUGAAAUUUUCGGAUAAAUCAUGAUUAAAUUGAUUUUUGUUUUGUAGAGAGAUCAAUAGAUAAAAGAAUCAUUUAAAUGUUUUGCUAAUGUUUUUGUAACACAUGUACAGCACCGUUAGGCAGAUGAUAUAAAUGUAAAUUUCUUUGUGUGUGUAAAUGGUCAUAAAUGUUCUGUCACAUUAAGUUAAGAAUUUCAUUGCUUUUACAACCUACAGAAAUAGUUAACUAUUUCUACAAAUGGACAGAUUUUGCUUGUAAUUCGUUUUAUAUUUGAAGCAAGUUUACAGGAUCUGAAAUUUGAUUGGUAAGCCAAGUUUUGUUUAAGUAAAAAAAUUGCCAUUUGAAGUACUUUCAUGUUAAUCCAGUAAAUUUGUUGUACUGAUGUCAAGAAUUGAAUGUUAUUGAUGACACACAGUACUUAUUAAUAUGCUUUAUAAAUCUUGACUGGUCAUCUUCCUGUAAAAUUGAUACAGACUGGUUAUCUGUCAGUAGACUGGUUCACUAGAAUGGUUAUUCUGUUUGUGUAGGUUGUAGUAAUGAAUCUUGGUACCAGACCAAUGUAUAGGUAAUCAUCAUAUCAUGUGCAGAUUAUGAUGUUGGAAUAAUUCAAUAAACAUUUGUACAAAGUGAA
Messenger RNA from Ruditapes philippinarum (Manila clam), 7218 nucleotides. Its product is annotated as C-terminal-binding protein-like. Bases 389 to 1747 code for a protein of 452 amino acids. The record is from RefSeq and is a predicted model, not a curated record. Gene Ontology annotation, molecular function: transcription corepressor activity; oxidoreductase activity, acting on the CH-OH group of donors, NAD or NADP as acceptor; NAD binding. The transcript is spliced from 10 exons. NCBI's taxonomy places the organism in Eukaryota, Metazoa, Mollusca, Bivalvia, Venerida, Veneridae.